This is a messenger RNA of Suillus subalutaceus, 1222 nucleotides long. RefSeq lists its product as uncharacterized. The record is from RefSeq and is a predicted model, not a curated record. The transcript is spliced from 7 exons. Lineage: Eukaryota; Fungi; Basidiomycota; Agaricomycetes; Boletales; Suillaceae. Bases 107 to 1030 code for a protein of 307 amino acids.
GUCUAUGACAUCAUCAAGUUGAACGUCGAUGCCAGCGUUAUAACUUGCCCCUUACAAUCACCUACUGCAUCCACCAACACAAAAUUUUGUGACGCUAUCCAGGGCUAUGGACUCAUUACCUCUCGAUGUUUCUCAUCCUGCAGUGCGGGAUUACCUUUCCCUUGUACGGCUGCAGGUCCUCACCCCUUUGUCACUUUUGAUUAACAUCGCGACACUGCUUGUGUGCUCAGUUAUCAUCAGUCCAUCAGCCGGCUCCAUUAUCAAGUCACACCCCACAUCUAUAUCUCCUUCGCCAAGCCUCAUUGCCGCUUAUAUUGCCGCUAUAUUUCUUGGGCAGAUAGGCUACUGCGUAUUACUGGUUGUAGCCAGGAAGUCUGAGACGAAGACAACGCUAGUGAAAGGAGUUGGUCUUUCCCUGGUUUUUGCAAACUGGUUGAUGGCUCUUUGGGCCGUGAGUUGGGUCCUUGAGUUUUUCUUACUCUCGACGAUACUUCUUGGACUUCUGGUUCUAUGUCUAUUGUAUUCGAACAUCGCGCUUCUUAUAUAUCAUCCUCCCACAUCCUCUCGCCCUCUCGACACGGCACUUAUUCACGCUCCACUGCGUUUCUUCCUCGUUCUUCCUCUAUCCUUGCUGUUUUCCUAUUCGCUCUUCAUCACUCUGGGGUUAUAUUACUCACCUGGUCACCCCGAACAUUACGACCGCUUUGCCUGGCCUGGGUUUGGGGCCACAUUUGGCGCAAAUCUCAUUGGCUUGGUCGUGAUACUGAUGCGCUGUGAUAUCGUGUGGGCUGUCGCAGCUACCUGGAUUUGUGCGAGUAUAUGGAGCGCGAGGCCAAAACCUGCUCCUGUUUAUAUCACUGUUAUUUUUUUCACCGUACUUCACCCUCUGGCUCUCUUGGGAACGCUCCUCUACCGUCGACUUACCAAGCGAGAAGGGAGAAUUGCACUACCCCCUGAUGAAGAACAUGAUGUGGCAGCACCACGCGGUCCGCGAGAGGUGGAUGCAGAAGCUCUGUGGGGCCCUGCCUGAGUAUUGAGCAGCACUGAGAUUCUAGUUCUUUUUCUCUCCGCUAGGAUGUUACGUGAACAUUUUUAUGGUCUGAUUCCGUUGAUUACAUACUGUAUCCUCUUCGUCAGGAUGCUACGUGAAUUUGUACUUGGUUUGGCAUCGGUUACAUACUGUAUACAAAAGACGAAAAAUAAUAUGGAUGCAAAUCGUCAA